AUGGACAACGAUCGCACCUCAGCGUUGGUGGACAAGCUGACCGCCGCUCUUGCUCGCAUGCCAGAAGAGUCGGCGCAGGAGACAGGCGUCGUCGUCGUCUCCGACUACCCCGACGCCUUCUCUGCCUCUGCCACUGCCUCUGCCAUCGCCGUCACUGCGCUCCGCAGCGCUGAUGACGCUUCUGGCGCGAACGCUCCCCCUGGCGCCGAGAGUGACCAGGACACACAAACCAAAUUCGCCAUCAGCCAAAUUCCCACUGACAUCCGCAACACCGCCACCUUCACCAACACCUACCACGAAUUCCCUCUCACCAUCGACGCUCACAGAGCGUUUCUCAAGGAGUUCAAGGACAGCUGGGGCUUCGGCCAGUUGAGACACGACUACUUUUCCACCGCGCGGAAAAUCGCCAUCAGAAUGGGCACCAUCUUCCAAACCAUCUUCGUCUGGAACGUCGGCGACAACAUCACCAACGACCUGCGCAUCCGCAAGUACCACCCGGACGAGCGCAUCGCCGACUUCGCGGUCAAGAUCAAGCAGCGCACCGACUUGGCCGUCGACUUCACCAACGAGGGUAGCUGGCACGUGCCCGAUCUCGCCUUUGCCCACGCAGACGCCUACUACCCGGGGGUGGUCAUCGAGGCCAGCUACGCCGCGCAGACGCUGCCGUUUGCAGAGCUCGCGCAGCAGUACAUCCAGAAGUCCGCUGGUGAGAUCAAAGUCGUCGUGGGCUUGGAGAUUGAAUAUCCGGCGGCGAAGCAGGGCAAGAUCAUGGUCUGGAAGGAGAAGGAGGGUUUGGCGGGUGCAACCGAGGCCGAGUUGGUCGUCGACGAGAACUUCCGUCAUGGCGAGGGCACGAUGAACCCGGACUGCAAGGGCCUCUACCUGCGCCUCAGCGACUUCUGCCCAGACCACAUGAUCCCUGCGGAGGUGAAACCGCUGAUCGCGGCGCCGAAAUACCUCGGGCACGACACCGGCAUCCACAUCUCGGCGUCCGACCUGAACUACUUCGUCAACAUCGCCCUCCAGCACCACCAGCGAGCUGAGGCCCACUACACCGCGCAGGAGGAGGAGCAGCAGCAGCAGCAGCAGCAGCAGCAGCAGGAGUAG
Fonsecaea erecta is the source of this 1107-nucleotide messenger RNA. RefSeq lists its product as hypothetical. Bases 1 to 1107 code for a protein of 368 amino acids. The transcript has 3 exons. The record is from RefSeq and is a predicted model, not a curated record. NCBI's taxonomy places the organism in Eukaryota, Fungi, Ascomycota, Eurotiomycetes, Chaetothyriales, Herpotrichiellaceae.